Molecule: messenger RNA, 1404 nt
Organism: Moesziomyces antarcticus
Lineage: Eukaryota; Fungi; Basidiomycota; Ustilaginomycetes; Ustilaginales; Ustilaginaceae
Exons: 7
Coding region: 1-1404 (467 amino acids)
Source: RefSeq, a predicted model, not a curated record
AUGCGUGAUCCGUGCUUGAUUGAGUGGGUCGUACGCCGUACAUGGGAGUACAUCAACCCUGCAAGCGGGUUCCACGGCGUAGUCAAGCGCUUCAAGAAGUACGUCGUGACGCAUCGUAGCUUCGAACAGGGGCGCUUCAGCGAUGGCGAGACCGAUGCGCUCGUCUACAAUCUGGUCUGUCGCCUGAGCUACGGCGACAUGCUACUCAAGGUGCCGGAUAAGCUCAACAAGAAUCCGAACGAGCACUCUCGGGUCGAAAAGAUCGUCGAACAGGCAGACGGCAUCGGCGUUUACCGUGUCGACCAGAUCUACGUCGUCACAUACGAGGGACACGAGUGGGCGAAGCAGCGCGCCAAGCUGAAGGUCCAGCGCAAUGCCGAGGGGGUCGCGUUCUUCGAGCGCACAACCAAGGCGGGAAAGAAGGUGCAGGUCCUCUUUGACGACGAGGACUGGAAUUCCGUCAAGGUGCAGGCGUUUGACCUGGUGCUAAGACGGCAAGAGCGCAUCCAGAUCCGACCCCUCGGCGGCGGCAUCGAGUUUCUCUCUCGCGCUGGUUGCUCCGCGCAGACCUCAGGACGCAAGUUGCUGCCGAGACGGAACGAAAGCGGCUAUAUCGGCGUGUAUCUGUUGGCCAAUAAGACCUACCGCGCCGCUUGCUUUGUCAAGGGCGAAAACCGAACGGUGGGAAGGAACUUCGCGGCGCACGAGCUGGACGAGGCGAUCGAGAUCUACGAUCUCGUUUCGUUCUACCAGCACGGUCCUGGUGCGCUCGUCAACCGCCCUGACAUGAUCUCGCGCUAUCUGGAGAUGCUCGAGCUGGACGAAACGGAGCAGCGCACGCCCCUACCCGACGACUUUACCUGUCCAAGCCACCUGCAUAGCACGGCGGGUUCGUUGGAUGAGCCAAUCCCGCUGAACCUUGUGGUCCAGAUCAUCAAGAACAAGGGCACGAAGAAUACGGGUAAGACGUCGUUCCGCAAGUUGAUUGUGGAUGUUGGCGAUGGCCAAAGAACUCUUCUCAAAGCCUACAAGGACUCCGACCUGUGCCACAUCUAUGGCGAAGAGUCGCAGCUCAUGAGAGGUGCAGUGGCGAUGCUCAAGAACCUGCAGUGCAGCAAGUCGUUGGAAAAGACGCAGCUCAUCCAUAACAAGGAAUUGUUGGUCUUGCCGCUGCCUUCGGGAAGAGGGAAGGCGAAGGCAGCCCCUCUGGGCGGACUCACGUCCGACCCGGGGAACAGGCAUAGGCGGCUCCGCCACAUGGAAGGAUGUCCUCGGGUGGCAUCAGGCAAUGGAGAGAAGGCGCCCAUCCAGAAAGGCCGUGCUCAUCGCCGACAUUCCCGAUCUGCAGAUACGAUCUCGACCGCCCUCAUGACACUCGCAGGAGACGUCACAAUGCAUCAAUGA